Ambispora leptoticha is the source of this 639-nucleotide messenger RNA. NCBI's taxonomy places the organism in Eukaryota, Fungi, Glomeromycota, Glomeromycetes, Archaeosporales, Ambisporaceae. The record is from the annotation of a GenBank genome assembly.
AUGCCGCCAAAGAAGGUUGUCAAAGAGGAAAAGGUCUUGCUUGGUAGACCAAGUAAUAAUCUGAAAAUUGGGGUGGUUGGGCUACCUAAUGUUGGAAAAUCGACGUUCUUCAAUGCCAUCACCAAAAGUGCAGUAGCAGCCGAGAAUUAUCCUUUUUGUACAAUCGAUCCGGAAGAGUCACGUGUAGCCGUUCCAGACGAACGAUUUGACUGGCUAUGUGAACUUUAUCAACCAGCUUCUAGAGUACCAGCAUAUCUUACAGUAAUUGAUAUUGCUGGGUUGGUAAAAGGUGCAGCUACUGGUGCUGGCUUGGGAAAUAAUUUUCUGAGUCAUAUACGAGCCGUUGAUGCAAUUUUUCAUGUUGUUCGUGGUUUUUCGGAAGAGGAUGUAAUUCACGUUGAAGGUGAACUUGAUCCAAUACGUGAUCUUGAGAUUAUUCACAAUGAGCUUCGGCUCAAGGAUGAAGAAUUUUUGACGAGACGGGUCGAAGAUUUAUCUAAAGUCACCGCACGUUUAGGAAAAGCCCCCUCCGCAGCCGAUAAAGCCAAAAAGGAAGAAUUGGAUGUUUCACAAAAAUUACUCAAAUUAGUUUCAGAGGAAAAUAAAGACGUUCGAAAAGCAAAUUGGACGAAUAAAGAA